This is a messenger RNA of Lucilia sericata (common green bottle fly), 2877 nucleotides long. It is a transcript of the gene Mlc2, whose product is annotated as myosin regulatory light chain 2. The record is from RefSeq and is a predicted model, not a curated record. Gene Ontology annotation, molecular function: calcium ion binding; myosin heavy chain binding. The transcript has 3 exons. Gene Ontology annotation, cellular component: cytoplasm; myosin II complex. Gene Ontology annotation, biological process: post-embryonic development; locomotion. Lineage: Eukaryota; Metazoa; Arthropoda; Insecta; Diptera; Calliphoridae. The coding region runs from base 179 to 847 and encodes 222 amino acids.
UGGGUCUAUUGCCGUUGGGGCUAAUGUAGAAUGGUUUGUUGGUAUGGGUGCGAAAUUUGGAAAAUUUUUGACGAAAAUUUUUCUUAAAAUAUCAUCGACGUUAAGAUAAAAUCAGCCAGAACAAUCACUGUGCUCACACAGCUCGAUCCGUUCAGACAACAAGACACAACCUAGCACCAUGGCCGAUGAGAAGAAGAAGGUUAAGAAGAAGAAGACCAAGGAAGAAGGUGGCGCUUCGGAAACCGCAUCCGAAACUGUCUCUGAGGCAGCAACCCCUGCCCCAGCUGCUACCCCAGCACCCGCCUCCACUACUGGCUCCAAGAGAGCUUCCGGUGGUAGCCGUGGCUCCAGAAAAUCUAAGCGCGCUGGUUCCUCCGUCUUCUCUGUUUUCUCCCAAAAACAAAUUGCUGAAUUCAAAGAAGCCUUCCAACUUAUGGAUGCUGACAAGGAUGGUAUCAUUGGCAAGAACGAUUUGCGUGCCGCUUUCGAUUCCGUAGGCAAAAUUGCCGCCGAUAAGGAAUUGGACUCUAUGUUGGGCGAAGCCUCUGGUCCCAUCAACUUCACCCAAUUGUUGACCUUGUUCGCCAACCGCAUGGCCAGCUCUGGUGCUAACGAUGAAGAUGAAGUUGUCAUUGCUGCUUUCAAAACAUUCGACAAUGAUGGUCUCAUCGAUGGUGACAAAUUCCGUGAAAUGCUCAUGAACUUCGGUGACAAAUUCACCAUGAAGGAAGUCGAUGAUGCUUUCGAUCAAAUGGUUAUCGAUGAUAAGAACCAAAUCGAUACCGCUGCUUUGAUCGCUAUGCUCACCGGCAAGGAGGAAGAAGAAGAAGGUGAAGAAGCCGCCUAAGAUGUUAAUUAACGUAUAGAAUAUAAAUUUUUGUACACCCACCAUCACCAUUUUUUUUUCACAUCUAUUAAGCACUUCUUACUUUUAACUUUUAACUCCUUAAGAAACAAAAUUGAAAAAAAAAAUAUUAAAAAACACCAAAAAAAAUAUUAAAAAAAUUAAUAAAAAAUAAUAAUUUGUUUUAAUAAUUUGAAAACCUUAAAAAAAAACAAACAAAUAUUUUUUAAAAAUUAAUUUCAUUACAAACUAGAAUGGGCAAGGGGGAGAAGAAUUUUCAAACUUCUACCCCCACCGACCCUCUACAGAGAGAGAGAAAUUCUCUAUGAAAGUUUUCUUAAAUAUUUUUUUUAAACAAUUUCUUUAUUGCUUAUAGAAUAGAGUCAUGUUUUGGCAAGCUUUGAGCGGUUAAAACUUUUUUAAUCCUGAAAAAAAUGUUUAUUUAAAAAAAAAAGUUCGUUGUUUUUUGUUUAGUUACUAGUUAAUUGAAAUAUUUUAAAGAAAAACUUAUUUAACAUUUUUUUGACAAACUUUUAAAACGUUUAUUUCGUUAAUAACACUACUACGUUAAACAUAUAUUUAUUUUAUUUAAACAAGUUGUUUCUAGAAUUUAUAGCAAUUACCGAUUUAAAGGCACAAUUUAUGUUAUAUUAUUAAUUAUAUACUAACCACAACAACAACUACAUAUUUAUUUAUAUAUAUAUCAACAGAAAAAUCUAUUAAUGUUUCCCCAAAAAACUAUGUAUUAAUAUAACGUUAGCAUUAUAGUAAACAAAGCUCUCCUUAAAGCAAAAUUAUUACUCAACAAGAGAACAAAAUGUUAGAGUUCAAAAAGAGAACCUAGGAAAGAGUACUGGUUUUGUUAUUGAUGUGAAAUGAUAACCCAAAAAAAUCAAAUUAAGAGAGACAAAUGCGCUUUUUUUAUUAUAUAAAUUUAAUAAUUUAUAUUUUUAAAGAGAGACAGACACUAACUUUAAAAUACUCUUCUUAAACACAAAAGAAAAAUUGUUGAAACAUGUCAAUUAAAAAUUAUUUAUUUAUUUAAUUAAUCAAUUAAUUAUUUUACUAACACACACACUUAUUUAAUCACAAGUUAAAUAUUUAACCAAAAAUUUCGUUAUUUUAAAAAAUUAUUCAAAAUGUUCUUUACUUUUUCUAUUAACUUUUAAGACAAAACACUACAAUUUUCAAAAGAAAUUGUGCGAAAACAAAAAAUAUCAUAUGAAAAUCGUUUAAAAAACUAAAUACUAUAUAAACUCUGUUCCUUAGUUAAGAAAAAAACUUAUUAAAAACAAAACAACAUUUAACGUAUUUAUCUAAUCGUUUAAAACAUUUAUAAAACAAUAAAAUGUGACUAAUAUUUAAGUAAUUAAUUGCUUAAUAAUUUAAAAAAUUCAUAACAUUUUUUUACAUUUAAGCAAAAAUAAUUAACUAACAAUCAUUAUAAUAAUAAUAAUAAUACUUAAUAAUCAUGUUAAACAAAACACAAUUUUUAUAAAAAUUAAAAAAACAAACACUUAAGCAAAUUUACUUUAAACAUUUUUUUGCUUUUUAGUCUAUAAGUUCUAUAUCAUUUAUUCUCAUAUUAUAAUUCUCAAAUACUCUGGUAUAAGUUUUGAACAAAAAGUUUUUCUACUUAAUUUGUUUGCAAAACAAAACCUUAUAUUUUUUUAAAAUUUUCUUAAAUUAAUUAAUAGAACACAAGAGCAUAAAGCAACAUCUUGUUAUUUAUUCUUUUAUGGCUUUUUGCCAAAAAAGUAAAAAAUCUUAAAGAAUCUCUGUUCUAUUAUUGUUAAGGAAAAUCGAGAAGAAAAAAAAAAAACAAAAACACUUAUCUGAAACAAUAUAUAAACUUAUAUUUAAACUUAUUUAUCUAACUAUUUAUAUAAUUGUUUGAAAACAAAACAAAACAUACGAAAAAAAAAAAUAAGUAUGAUGACUUGAUAUUGUAGAAAAUUCUAAAGAAAAGAAGGCUUUCAAUAAAAUCACAAACUAUCAGUCGUCUACGUAAAAAAAACAAGCACAAACAAAAA